AUGAGUAAAGAUAGAAAAAAAGAUCCCCACGAACAUGCACCAUGGGCAGAUGUUUCGUAUAGACGACUAGCACGUCAAGCGCAAAGCCACGAAGGUCGACAUGAAAAUAAUACUUCUGCAACGAUCAAGAUCGAUCGUGAAUUGGAUGUGACCGAUUUCCUAACAGAAAUUGAUUCUAUUCGAUUGCUUAUUGAUAAACUUGAUGAAGUUGUACAAAGUAUUAAAAAAGUUCAAAUGGAUAUGCUCCAAUCAACUGAAAAUUCUAAAUUCGGCAAAGAUCUUGAUACUAAAAAUGACGAAAUAAAAAAAUUAUCCUAUCAAGUUUCUACAAUGCUGAGAAAAAUGGAACAAGCAAACGAUACUCAUGAUAAACAGAGUGCUCAAGGGCGUAUCAGAGAAUCUCAAAUAUUUGUACUAACUAGACGACUUCGUGAAGUUAUGAUUCAACAUAAUCUCAAUACUGUUGCACAUCGUGAACGAUGUAAAAAAAUUAUUGUACACGAACUAAAUUUGUCCGGGCAAGGAAAAACCAAUGACGAAUUAGAACAAAUACUGGAAAGUGGUAUUGCUGGAGGAUUUAGUUAUUCUUUAAUGUUGGAUACUCACCAAGCCAAACUAACACUAAAUGCAAUUGAAGCACGUCAACGAGAUAUAAUUAAGCUUGAAAAUUGCAUAAAAGAAUUGCACAACAUGUUUCUUGAUUUAGCUACGCUUGUUACAGAUCAGGGUGAAAUGAUCGAUUGCAUUGAACAUAAUGUAUCAAAAGCAAUAGAUUACGUUGAAGUUGCCCACGAAAACGUAAAUAUUGCCGAACAAAAUAAAAGAAAAGCUAAUAAAAAAAAAAUUAUAAUUAUAAUUAUUCUCUUCGCAAUUUUUCUUGUUAUUCUUGUUACUAUAUUUAUCAGUUAUUUCGCACAAAAAAAAUUCGAAGGAAGAUAA
Rotaria socialis is the source of this 939-nucleotide messenger RNA. Lineage: Eukaryota; Metazoa; Rotifera; Eurotatoria; Philodinida; Philodinidae. The record is from the annotation of a GenBank genome assembly.